UUCGCGGUCCUUUUCUGUUCCGAGGUGAGGCUUCCGAUCUUCGUCUCCACCGCAAGAUCUGGAAGGGGUUGGGAAAUGCGCGAUUUUGCUGCUUGACGACGAUUGCCGGGUAGGAAGAAUUCUGGGGUCUCUGUGGAGGAAGUGCUUUUGGAAGCGGGGGUUGGUGUUAGCGGGGCCAGUCGCGCCGGCAGAUGAUUAUGGAGCCGCGCGUCACCGGAUUCUCCGGCUCCUUGAGCGCCUUCAAGUUCGACGACGAGACGCUCUUGCCGUUUUCGGAUCAGCGCUUGAAUUUCGCGAAUGGGUUUAGUCGUGGCGACCCCCCGUCCUCGGAUCUGAGCUUCAUGGACAAGCCUUUCGCGAGCACGGAGGCGGAUUUCCCGUCCGACGAUAGCGACUUCUCCGAAACCGUGUUCAAGUACAUAAAUCAGAUGCUUUUGGAGGAGGACAUGGAGGAGAAGGACCUUAUGUUUCAUGACCCUUUGGCUCUCCAGGCAGCUGAGAAGUCGCUCUAUGACGUUCUCGGCGAGACGUACCCAUCUGAAGCGAACCUGUCCCCUCCGUUCAUGGAGAGUCCGGAGACGAAUUAUUCGGGAAACAGUAGUGACUACGGUAAGAGCAGCCCUUCUAGCAUUACCAGCGGCAGCAACUUUGCUGAUCAUCAAUGGCUCGGUGAUUUCGGGGACGGCAGAAGUUCUAUGCUGCAAUCUCCUGUCACCGGAGACUUCAUUUUUCGGUCCACUGUGGAUGCUCAUGUUCAGCCAUCCUUUUCCUUACCAAACAGCUUGCUGAGUAACGGUAAUAGGAUGAAUGCAUCUUUAGGGAGUGGCCCUUUGUUCCCUAACUUCUCGACCCAGAGCCAAUCGGUAUUGCAGUUCCAGAGAGGUGUAGAGGAAGCUAACAGAUUCCUUCCCAAAGGUACUCAGUUAUUUAUUGAUCUGGAGAAGAGCAGCGAAAACUCGUGGUUGAAGGAAAGGAAAUCAGUGCAUGUGGUUAAGGUGGAGAAGGAUGAAAGUGACUUUUUGACUCUCAGUGGAAUAAGGGGAAAGAAGAACCACAAGAGAGAGGAUACUGAAUUUGAAGAUGAGAGGAGUAACAAGCAGUCAGCAGUGUAUGUUGAUGAAGCUGAGCUAUCCGAGAUGUUUGCUAAUAUCUUAAUCUGUAAUCGUGGAGACAGGAGGCCAGAUUGCGAAGCUGAUAAAUCCUCUCGAAAAGAAGGAAGCGAAUCUUUGCAGCAGAAUAGACAGACACACGCUGCUAAUGGCGGGAAGACUCAUAAUAAGAAACCAACCACGACCAGCAAUAAGACAGAGGUGGAUCUCAGAACUCUGUUGAUCCUUUGUGCACAAGCUGUCUCUUCUGACGAUCGAAGGACCGCUGAUGACUAUCUAAAGCAGAUUAGGCAGCAUGCUUCCCCCUUUGGUGACGGGUCUCAGAGGUUGGCACAUUACUUGGCGAAUGGCCUUGAGGCACGCUUAGGAGGCACUGGUUCUCAGGUCUAUACUGCUCUAGGUUCUAAAAGGACAUCAGCGGUGACUCUUUUGAAAGCUUACCAAGUUUAUCAUUCAGCCUGCCCGUUUCAGAAAAUGGCAACCAUCUUUGCGAACCAUAUGAUCUUGGAUUUAGCUGAGAAAGCAACAACGCUUCAUAUUAUCGACUUUGGAAUCUUGUACGGUUUCCAAUGGCCAGCUUUCAUCUCUCGUCUCUCCAGGAGGACAGGCGGGCCACCCAAACUGCGUAUUACAGGGAUAGAGCUUCCCCAACGAGGUUUCCGACCAGCAGAAGGAGUUCAGGAGACGGGACGCCACUUGGCAAAGUUCUGCGAGCGAUUCAAUGUUCCAUUUGAGUACAAUGCGAUUGCUCAGAAAUGGGAUUCUAUCAAAAUUGGGGAUCUCAAAAUAAGGAACGGCGAGACCAUUGCUGUGAAUACCAUGUUUCGGUUUAAAAAUCUCCUUGAUGAGACGGUUGUCUUGAAUAAUCCCAGGGAUUCUGUUCUGAAUUUAAUCAGAAAAAUAAGGCCACAUAUCUUUGUGCAGGCCAUUGUCAAUGGAUCUUUUAGUGCCCCCUUCUUCGUGACACGGUUCCGUGAGGCUCUCUUUCACUACUCUGCCAUGUUUGAUGCAUUUGAUACUAAUUUAGAGAGGGAUAACCAGAUGAGACUGAUGUUUGAGAAAGAGUUCUUUGGCCGAGAAGCUAUAAAUGCCAUUGCAUGUGAGGGGACGGAGAGAAUUGAGAGGCCGGAGACAUAUAAGCAAUGGCAGAUUCGCAAUAUGAGGGCCGGGUUCAAGCAAUUGCCACUGGACCCAGCACUUAUGAAGAAAUUGCGAUAUAAGUUGCAGAGGUACAAUGAUGAUUUCGUGGUUGACGAAGAUGGCCACUGGAUGCUGCAGGGGUGGAAGGGCCGAAUUCUGUAUGCUUCAUCUUGUUGGGUACUUAACUAGGACUUUGUUGAGCUUGUUUUUAUGAGUCAUCUACCAGAUGGACCCGACUGAGUACUCAUUGAAGGCAUCCUUGUUUCCUGAAAAGAGCGUGAAUUUGUGGAGCUGCUGCUUGUGAUCUUUCUUUUGACAAUACUAGAGCAGAAAACAUUUAUGGGGCUUUCUUGGAGGUGCGGGCGUUCCUUAUUGAGCCACUGUCAUUACUUUGGUAGGAUAUAACCAGCUGUACUUUUAUAGCUGCUUGCUUUUCUGACAGUUAGUAGCAGAAUCUGGGUUCACACGAUUACAUUAGGGAGAUGUACUUCUUUUGUAGACAGUACUCACCAGCUUAUGUGAUUUGAUACCUCUGUGUAUGAUAUAUUUUUUAUAGUUGAA
Molecule: messenger RNA, 2810 nt
Organism: Syzygium oleosum
Lineage: Eukaryota; Viridiplantae; Streptophyta; Magnoliopsida; Myrtales; Myrtaceae
Product: scarecrow-like protein 14
Exons: 2
Coding region: 192-2438 (748 amino acids)
Biological process (GO): regulation of DNA-templated transcription
Cellular component (GO): nucleus
Molecular function (GO): sequence-specific DNA binding; DNA-binding transcription factor activity
Source: RefSeq, a predicted model, not a curated record